AAUCUAUGAUCGUUGUAAAAUGGUUCUGUGUUUACUUGUAUUACGACUAUUUUAUUAUUUUGCAUAAAGUAAUAUCGAAAAUAAAUAUGUUACUUUUGUGAUUGUGAUAUCGCAUAAUUAACGAGAGAGAAAUGAUAUUUAAUGAUUAUUCGAAUUCAUUAGUAAAAUAGCAUCGUAGAAAUGACUCCCAAACGCAAAACCACGAGUUCUGAAUCAACAUCAUCGUCGAGUUCUGGCUCUUCGUCGAGUAGUUCUUCAAGUUCUGGUAGUGAAUCAAGUUCAUCCGAUUCUGAAAACUCUAGCAGUUCGGCUAAUAGUCAGAAAGCAUCUGAUUCCGAAAGAUCCAAGAAGAAAGUACCGUUUCCACAGGCCAGACAUGUUAAAUCUAAAACUGAACCAACACCGACCACAACGGCAGAAAAUAAAAGCAAGGAGAGACCGCAACCUAAAUCUAGACCAGUAGUUUAUUCCUCAGAAUCCGAAGAGUCACCUAGCAAAUUGAAACCUGUGAAAAGGAAAUUACCUGCUAAACCUAAAGCUACAGCAACUGUAGCGCCAGUAGUUAAAGUUCAAAAAUCACCUAUCAAGCCAUCGUCUAACAUUACCCAACACAAAAAUGUUUUAGCCGUUAAACCGAAUACUAAACAAGUCAAGCUUUCAGGACCCUCGGGAACGAAUAUAAAAGUAUCGGAUAAAAAUACCAAAAUACCGUUGGAACCGUUGCAAAAAAAAUUUAAAAAAAAGAGUAUAUUUAGUCCUGAAAAUAGUAGUGAAAGCGACAACUCUUCUGCACCUAAAAUUAAUGCAAUUAAAGCGGCUAACAAUAACGUCAAAUGUAACAAAACUCAACCUAAGAUGAAACCUGCGGAGCCCAAAUUAAAAGCUGCUGUACCACCAAGACCCGCUCUAGCAGCUAAACCUCCGCAAAUUCAAAAAUCUGAUAGUUCUGCCAGUUCCAAGAGUUGUUCGGGUGGAUCAGGUUCCUCUGGUUCAACAGAUAGUAGCAGCGAUUCGGAUUCAUCGGAAAGUGCUACUAGUCCACAAUCUCAACCUAAAAAGAAAGAUAUUCCACCACCGGUAGCACAGAAUAUUGCAGCAAGUGUUCAACCUAAAAGACCAUCGGCAACGGUUGCACCGGUUAAACCUUUAAAAUGUACAAAGAGACAAGUAGGUAGAAUAAAAAGUGAAGACGAUGGAGAUGCGUCAGCCAGUGACAAGGAAAUAGAUGAAAACAUUGAUGUGAAUCCUUCUAAGGGAACGGUUAAAGGAAAACGGAAGUUGCAGACUCGUAAAGGAAGCAAGUUACUACAACUGCAAACGAAAGCUGCCAGCGAUUCGGAAUCUGACACAGUAUGGUUCUCAGGUAUGGAAACGGUAGAGCGUAAACGUAUCCUGCAAAUUCCACUGAUCCGGUGUGAUUUAUCGGGAGUAGCUGAAAGCAAGAGAAGUACGAGCAAGUCACCGGUUAAGCGUGCUGGUCCUAGUCAAGGCGCUAGACAUUCAACAUCCACAACGACCAAUAGAACAACGCAGAGCACUACUACUGGGUCUUCCAGUUCUGCUGCUAAUAGAACCGGACAAAACUCAUACAAUCGUACACGUACUACCAAGGAAAGAGAAUGUCCAUUGGCAGCAUGCUGCGACUCCCGUGGCCAUCUUUCUGGAAAACUUGACACACAUUUUACCUUGGAAGCGUGUCCCUUGUAUCACAACACUACGCCGCAAAAUUGCAUAGAAUUUUAUAAAGAAAGGAAAAAGAAGGAAGAUGAACGGAAGAAGUCGAUAGCGAAUCUUGCUAAAAAAUCACCCAAAGGUGGACAUCAGACUACGGAACAACGUAAUUAUCAACUCAAAGUUAGAGAGAUAAGAAACAAGUGGAAACCGCAUACGGGUGAAAAUAAUGGUAGCGAUAGCGGUAAUGAUCUUCCUGGAAAUGAAAAGGACAAACAACCGCGUUUGACCAAUCUCACUUCUGAUUACGAUUUGAAAUUAUUUAUGGAAGCUCAAGCGACGUCCAGCGAAAAAAUUGAAAAAGAAUUGAAAGAAUUGGACUACGACGGAGAUGGCAGAAACAGCGGUGGUACUCGAUGCAUCGAAAUGGGAAAAUGGGAAAUGGAAGUUUGGUAUCAAAGCCCGUAUCCGGAAGAAUUUAGUCGUGCACCGAAACUUUAUCUUUGCGAAUAUUGUCUGAGAUAUGCGAAGAGUCGUCAGGUGUUGAGAAGACACAGAGAAAAAUGUUUAUGGAGACAUCCACCUGGACACGAAGUAUACAGAAAAGAUAAGAUCGGUGUCUGGGAAGUGGAUGGCAAACGUUACAAACAAUAUUGUCAAAAUCUGUGUCUCCUAGCGAAGUUCUUCUUAGAUCAUAAAACUCUUUACUACGACGUGGAACCGUUCCUCUUCUACGUGAUGACCAUUAGCGAUUCUGAAGGAUGUCAUACGGUUGGUUACUUCAGUAAGGAAAAAAAUUCAUUCCUGAAUUACAACGUUUCCUGCAUUCUGACGUUGCCGCCAUAUCAAAGACAAGGUUAUGGUCGACUUCUAAUCGAUUUUAAUUCUUCUAUCUCCUCGGAUACUCGAAGCAAGCGAUGCGGAACGAACGUUCAACCGAAGAAGGAAGAGAGUAUAACCUCAUCAUGCUUUUCUUGCUUCAGCAGCCACGUUGCUGGCAAACGAAUCUUUCUUCUCCUCCUCUUCCUCCUCUUCUUCUUCUUCUUCUUCUUCUUCUUCUUCGAGUCCCUUUUUAUUAACCCUUUUAGCACCGAACGACGAUAUAUCGUUUGGUGCACUUACCAAAAAUACGAACGACGAUAUUUCGUUGCGCCUCCGUUGGGGCCUUGUUGUAUUCAUCAUAAGAGGUCUGUGUUUCAAAAUACCUUUAUAAAAUGGUAAAAUGGUUCAUAUUCGAUGUAACACAAGUGAAAAAAUGGUUAUUAGAUUUAACUUAUUGUUAUAUUUUAUGCUGAUUAGUUUUGCGGGUCUGUAUAUGUUAGAACAAUAAGAUAGAAACGGGACCCGGUAUAGUUUCUCUGGACCGUAAUCUCAAUCUUUAUGAUGUUUAUGAUAGUUAUCGGAGUAUUCAAGUGGCAUGCGUGCAUCGACUCGGCAAGCCUAAAAUCUUUUUCAGUCUUUCUUGAUCCUUCUAACGUGCAGUCAGUAUUGAAAAACUGUCAAAGUUUUCAUAGAGACACAAUUAGCAGUAGAAUAUGUUGUCACUUUUGUUGAUACCUUUUAGAACAAAAUUAUACCCUGUUACGAAGAUAGAUGACGCAGAAUUAGUGCGAAUUAUUGACGAGUUAGAUGUAACCGAAGAACAUAGAGACAGUUAUGAGGAUGAACAAUUAUUUGCGUAGAUCUGUCUGACGCUUGCCGUGCAUCAUAGCGUUAUCCUUCCGUUUUAUUAUCCAACUUCUGUUAUUGUAUUGCAAAUGAUUGCAAAAUGCAAUGUCUAUACAUUAUACUAAAAUAUGUAUAUAGAGCUAUGACCAAAUGAUGACUUUUUUUUAUGUGCAAUUACCAUUUGAAAAAGAGAAAUCACUUUUGUACGUUUUUUGUUAUGCCUUAUGUCCCAUGUUAUUAUUAUGAUUUUCAACAAAUAAUGACACACAAUUCGUAUCGUUUUAUUCUCCAUUUAUUUCCGAAUAUGCUGCAUUUAAUAUUUUGUAAAAUAUCAUUUCUACUUUCGUUUUUACGUGCAUUUUCACAAACCUCUGGAAAUUCGCCGAUUCGGCUCGAGUAUUCUACGCUUAGCCAGGUUUUUUUCGCCGGUGUUAAAAGGGUUAAUUAAACAAAUUAUUCUCAUCGUUAAAAUUGAU
Molecule: messenger RNA, 3815 nt
Organism: Polistes canadensis
Lineage: Eukaryota; Metazoa; Arthropoda; Insecta; Hymenoptera; Vespidae
Gene: chm
Product: histone acetyltransferase KAT7
Exons: 11
Coding region: 181-2892 (903 amino acids)
Biological process (GO): regulation of DNA-templated transcription
Cellular component (GO): nucleus
Molecular function (GO): zinc ion binding; histone acetyltransferase activity
Source: RefSeq, a predicted model, not a curated record